UCCUAAACCACAAGUCAAGACACAAUAUACCAGCGGAUAAAUCAUUGUUUUCCACAUUUCUGGCGUCCUACAGAUGCCGAGUACUUAUCUUUUGUAACAUUAUUUAAAUGUCACUUGAAGAAGUUUCCCAGAGACCGAGUUCUGCGUCAUCGAAAGAGCACAUUUAUUCGACCGAGAGAGAGGCUUCCUCUCGACUUACAGCACGCUUAGAACGAUCGGUCAAUAAGCGAUCACGGGCAAAACAUCGAGUGAACUAUCAUGAUUCCUCUGCUCCAAGCCGCAGACGGGAACCACAUCAGGAUUACGGCCAGAGCAAUAAUAUGGAGAGCGGAAAUCAGAGAGCUCACCGCGAAAACGACAGGUCUCUGAGAAAAGUGCCACCCUUCUACGAUCACAGGCAGGAUGGCAGUCAACAGUUCUACAGAAAAUCUGAUACUGGCGACAUGAGGAAACAUGGUCGACCUCAGAGCUGGUACGGAGCUGAAAGUCCGGAAAAAAAAUUCAAAGAGAGACCACAAAGCAUACAUGAAAUAUCUUUGGAUCGAAACAAUCAGAAGAACAACUGUAUUCCUGGGCGUGAUUAUCAUAGCUUCUCUAACGAUACACGUUCGUCGAAAUCUGGUUAUAAAAGCACUGGCUUCAGAGACCGCAGAAGUAGACAUUUUGAAUUGUCAAGGUCGUUGUCGUCGAGUUUCAGCUCCCAAGUGGGGUCCUCUGCGGAUGAGGGUGAGAGGGACCGUCAUGGAGUUGACUCCGCAUAUGACAUGACAGAACGAUCCCCAUAUGGGUCCCUUGUACUAAGGCGUUUUAGCCAAUCAAGUUUAAGCUCCUCUAGUGCGUCUUGGCAACAGUCCACGAACUCAUUGAGUCACCAUGCCGUGAGAGGUCACGGGGGAUCUGGGUCACAAGGCACCAGUUCCCCAGAUAAGUUCCACAGGCACAGAGACCAUCAACGCCAGACAGUUCACAAAGAAGUUUACUUAAAACAAUCUCCGAAGAUUUCCGAACACAUUUCAACUACGAAUGCAACCUUUAUCUCUGCCGCACCAGUGACCCAGUACUCGGGUCACGCCAUUCGCGUCAACGCUCAACCUCAUCGUUCACACAAUUCUCAUGUUUUCGUUCAAGCUACGCCUUACUCUUCUGGUCAUCAUGUCACGACAUCUGUUCCAAGUCGGUUAUACAAUCACAACGUCACAGACUCCGCCAACAACGUUUCUCAGGUGUACCCUUCUGUCACGCAAGUUUCAUCCACACCUACUCAAUCGCCACGAAAUUCUUGGACGCGAGAUGAUGAAGACACCACUGGACAACUGAGCCCGUCAGUGAAAGAUUUAGCGAAACGUUUCAGCGGCGAAUUUUCCACAGAAUCAUUUGAGGAACUGCACGAAAUGAAUGAUAGAGAACGGAGGCGCGUAAAGGCUCAAACAUGGCCCAAGUUUGCGUAUGUCCACUCUCCGAAGGAUCGCAUUACCCACGGUGAACAAGACCAUGGCCACGAGGUUGCACCGCCAAAACCCCCGUAUCCACAGAGUUUAGUAGAAGACAUGGCUGUUGUAGAAACGACUAUUGAGUCAAGGAUUAGCAGAAACGAAGCAGAUGGUCCCUUACGAGCGCCUGAUAAGAGUUACACAUUGCCAGCGCAUGGUCAGUGGAGUUACAUUAACGGCUCUGUAAGCGCUGAUAUGCUCGCCACGCAUCGCUUAAGUCUUCAGGAGCUUAUCAAACUGCAUGAAAACGAAAUAGCCAAACAUGCCAAGAGCGCCAAGGCGACUGCGCAUGCCCAGAUUUACCUGAAACGCCCCGUAAACGAAAAGCCGCGAAACGCGCAAAGCCCACAAACGUCACCGCGAGAGCUGUCAAGGGAUGGGAACUGGGCUGGGUCAUCUCCGACUGCUCACAAACAAUUUUCAGUUGUGAACAGAGUUGUGGAUGGCAAGCAAGCCGUAUCUCAGUAUGAGCCAGUCGAAAGAACGCCGAUAAAGGUGAUCGAGGUCACCGAUAAGGGCAGCAUGCCGUCAGUUAACUCUGAAAUACGAGAGCGAUCCCCGAUCAAAGGCAAAAGGCAUCGCACAAUCGGCGUUGUCGGGUUCCGACAACAGAUUGAUCGCGUUACCGAAGAAAAAGCCGAGAAUAAACCGAAGCGUCACACAGCGAUCGGUAUUGUAAGUGUCAAGGCUGUGGACACAUUAGAACGUCAGUUGGUGAAAGAGGAGACCUGUGUAGUAAGCCACGCUGGCUAUGGGGUGAACAAGAUUCCAGAGAAAGGGCUUGAAAGCUUGGACAGUGAACAGAGAAACAACAACGUUGUGCUUAACCAAGAUUCACGACAACCUCCCACAAGCAUGAGGGUAAAAAAACGUAAAGAAUUCGACAGGACGGGGAGAACUGACUUGGAAGACGAGGACAUCCUUGAUGAGGUUUUCGAGCGUAAUGAAACAUCCAUACAAUUCGUUCGCUCGGAAGGAGUCGUUCAAACUCGGCCGGAAUCCGAGCAUAACCGAGAGCGUAAGACAGCGAGAUCUGACGAGCUCACAAAGGGCGAAGGAUUGACUAGGAUCACAGUUGCUUCUUCGGAAAAACCGGGUCAACCUGUUGAGCCGAUAAGCACCCAGUCUCCGAGCUUACGGAACGACGGUCGCACGUGGAACGUUCCAGUUUCAGGCCGUGCGCACAAUUAUCCCAAACCUUACGCGAUGUCUAAGGCUGUACCAGUCGCGCAGGUUUCGCCUGUUAGUCCAGCCCUUGAACUGUCUUCUAGAGCUAAUCUUACAAAGGAUAAUUUCACUGAACCUUUACCGCUUUCUAAGUCUCAAUCUGCUCGAGAAAUGUACGAAACGAGACUUGCCUUGUGGAAUUUGUAUCCUCCUGAUACUAGCCCAGCUAUGCAUUCAUCGGAAACUUCAGGAAAUACGCCCCUAGAUGAGAAAAUUGGUGUUGAAACAGAGCGAAAUAAUUUAGGAUCAAUAAAGGCUUUGGAUGCACCGGAAGACAGAAUGAUUCACGAAAAUGAAACGAAGAACGAACCGAGAGGUUUCGCGAGGCCGAACUUGGAAGAAUAUUAUUCGAAAUUUAUAGAGAAGUUAAAAAAUGAAAAUAAGGAAUUGAUCGCGAAAUACGAAAUGGAGAAGAGAGAAUUGAGGCAGAAAUACGAGGAACAAAGAAAAGUAGCCAAUGCUUAUCAAAAGCUAGAAGACAGGUACAGACGUCGCGUGCACGAGUUACAGGAAGCCCUCGCCGGCUGCACAUGCCAAAGCCCAUUCGUGAAUCAAAAUCACGUUAAAGCACCACAAAGUGUGACCACAAGAAGCGAGAAGGAAGGUGACAGGUCUAUCGUCUCAAGUAUCAAAGGGCUAAAAACACUCGACGAUCUAGAAGACUGGUUGAGCGAAAACUCAAAAGACAACAGUGCCUCUAGAAAGAACAACAACACAGAAAGUAGAAACAGUUUAAUCAGCAGUUCGUCCGACAUGACGGGAACCGCGUCCGCCUGGGACGAGCUCUAUGAUCGGCUUAGAGCCACAGGUGAGAUUGAUGUGGAGAAUGGUACGCAUGUCUGACGUAACAGUUCAGCGCCAUUUUGGAUUUGGUAGUGACGAGCCUGUUAACUUUCAAACACCCUCGUUAUCAAUGGUCAGCGGAAAAUGGCGUUGCCGCGGCACCAGCCGUGGCUUACCAAGAGUAACACAUGGCGGUCAGAUGCAAAACAGCGAGAGAACUGCACGAAUUUUAGGUGAAAAUCAUACGAACUUUUGUCAUUUUAAGGUUGACUGUGCGGUCAACAAGAAGUUUCCACUUGUCUCGGUCCUUGCCUUAACCAGGUGAUAUUUCAGGCUGUUAGACGCGCAGGCGUUAACAAUACUUUCACUUUCAGUAACUCUCUUUCAGUGAAAUACUUUCAUUUGGCAAUUUUGGCGGGAAUUGUGGCCUCCGUAAAGUAUGUACUAGUGUUUCUCGUUCAAAGCCCUUUGGGGUAAGCUCCUUUCCACAUUUUCCGGCAAGCUUUCACAGACCAUUGCGAUUGAGAUAUUGAGGUUAGUUUUUGGUUCAAAAAAUGGUUGUUGCUCGUUUCAAACGCUUUUAGAGUUAGCUAAAGGAUACGUGAACAGGUAUAUGCGAGAAGUGGCCUUGGGCUCUCUUUUAUCGAUAUUUUACCUCUUUCUUUUACGCUGUCAGUCUCGAGGACUAGCGAGUCGUUUUAAUUAAUUUAUAAACACAAAAAUGCCGUAUAUUUUGAAAAUUAAGAGUUUAUGAUAAAUUUAAAAUAAUUCUCCAAAUGUGAGUUCUGUGAAAAUCAAGUAAAUCCAAUGAGCGGGAAAAGGUUUUGUGAAUAUACGAGUUAUUAAUUUUCUUAGAAAAGUAAAAACUUGAAGUGAAACUUGUA
Molecule: messenger RNA, 4384 nt
Organism: Pocillopora damicornis (cauliflower coral)
Lineage: Eukaryota; Metazoa; Cnidaria; Anthozoa; Scleractinia; Pocilloporidae
Source: RefSeq, a predicted model, not a curated record